CUCCUCGCCGCUCCCCGCACGGCGCAGACCUGUCGCCUCGUCGUUCAGCAGCAGUUAUUCACGCUUCUGUACCAGGGCUCCGUGGAGGGAAGCGAAGCGGCGGCGGAGGGAGAGCAAAGGAAGGCGACGGAGGGCUGGGGGCACGGAGUAGAGACACGGCCGGCUCUGCUGGACGUUGAGCGGCCGCUCGCCGCCGCAGACGCGCCUCCUGACCCUCUCCAUUCAACCCUCUCACGGCUGCAUGUGUGCCCUUCGAGCAGAGUGCACCGCGGAAUGGGCGAAGGGGGACUGACGCCCGGGGAGCCGUGAAGCCCGACUUCUGUUGGGGAAGUAACCUCAGCAUCUGGGGGAGAGAAAGAGAAAGGAAACCAGAAGACCACCGGACGUUUCCAAAAGCCAGGAGCCCGAGCAGAGCGACAGCCCCAGCGCCAUGUCUCUCCCGAACGUGCUGGCCAAGGCGCUGUACGACAAUGUGGCGGAGUCUUCGGACGAGCUGUCCUUCCGUAAAGGCGACAUCAUGACGGUGUUGGAGCGCGACACGCAGGGCUUGGACGGCUGGUGGCUCUGCUCGCUCCACGGUCGCCAAGGCAUCGUCCCCGGCAACCGCCUCAAGAUUCUGGUCGGCAUGUACGACAGCAGGCAACAGGCCGUGCCAUCCACGCCGGAGCCGGCCACUUCCUGUCCCUCCUCCCAGCGGCCCCUCCCCCCUCUGAGCGCCUACGCCAAAACAUCACCGUCUCCGGCGUCUGCCGCCGUUGCUACUUCCUCCUCUGGGUUUCCAGCCAAGCCCCUCAACCAGACACAGUACACGUCUAUGCAUCCGGCCUACUCCGCCCCCAGCCCCGCGCAGCCCAACCCCGACUCCAUCUACAUGAUGCCCCCCUCCCACGGCCCAAAACCAAGUCCACAAAGUCUGUACCAGAUCCCCUCCGGUCCAAGCGGACUCCCUCAAGGACCCCCCAGCAAGGCCCCGCUUCGAGCCCAGAGACAGUACCAGCUGCCUGGGCAGGACAUCUACCAGGUGCCCCCUUCCGUGGGCCAAGCGCUGGGCCUGGGAGCGGCCCCAGUCGGAGGCACCGGAGCUGGGCAGGAUGUGUACCAGGUGCCGCCCUCCCUGGAUAAGAGGAACUGGGAGAGCAGCAACAAGCCACUGGGCAAGGUGGUGGUCCCCACUCGGGUCGGACAGGUGUAUGUGUACGACACAGUCCAACCGGACCAGGACGAGUACGACGUCCUGCCUUCGACCCAGCACGACAUCUACGACGUGCCGCCCGCCCGCCAGCAGUACAACACACAGGUGUAUGACACUCCUCCCAUGGUGGCGAAGGGGCCCUCUAGUGGUCAGGAUAUAUAUGACACCCCAGCGAGCACGGACAAGAGCACACAUCAGACGGUCUACGACUUCCCCCCAUCCGUCAGCAAAGACGUCCCGGACUCUCAGCCAAUCAGGGAAGAGACCUAUGACGUGCCGCCCCACUUUGCCAAACUCAAGCCGGCCCCCCCAGGCCAGUACCCGCGCAGCCACCUCAACAGCAACGACGACGUCGACGACGAGCCGCCGAUUCCGGAGGACGUGUACGACGUCCCGCCCCCGAUCCUGACCGACAAGCGUUACCGGGGCGACAGGGGCGGAGUGGGCCGGCCCCCCCAGGAGAUCUACGACAUCCCCGCCAGCCUGCGGACGGGAGGCCACCCCGACCAGGACGUCUACGACUUCCCUCGGGAGCGAGAGGAGAAAGGAGGGGAGAGGGGGGACCACUACGUCUACGAUGUCCCACCGCAGGUUGUGCGUGAUGCCCAGUCCUCCGGUGAAGACCUCACCUCGUCCUUCAAGCGGCUGUCCGCCUCCAGCACGGGAAGCACGCGGAGCAACCACUCCGUCUCAUCCUUGGACAUGGUGCCCGUCCGGGACCCCUCCUCUUCCUCCUCCUCUCUUUCCGCUGCAGGGAAACCCCUCAUCUUGGACCUCGAGCAGGCCAUGGAGCGCCUGUCCCGCCUCCAGCAGGCCGUUGAGUCAAGCGUUUCCCUCAUGAUGUCGUUCAUCACCGGUAACUGGAGAAGCCCCGCCCACCUGGAAGGGAACCUCCCCGCCAUUCAUCAAGCCGCUGACCGGGUGCGCUCCACCGUGCGGGACUUCCUAGAAUUCGCCCGGGGCGCCGUGGCCAACUCCGCCCAGGCCACGGACCGCUCCCUGCAGACCAAGCUGGGCCGUCAGGUGGGGAAGAUGGAGGAGGUCUUCCAGAGUUUGAUCAGACACAGCCAGAGCUUGGACGCCGUUUCCUGGUCGCACGCCGCGCUCGCGUCACCGCCGCCGGGAGGGGACGACCUGGAUCGGCUGAUCAUGACGGCGCGAGGCAUCCCUGACGACGCCAAGCAGCUCGCCUCCUUUCUCCACGGUAACGCCUCGCUGCUCUUCAAACGGACCAACCGGCAGCAGCAGCAGCUGCCGCUUCCCCUGCUCCCGGGAGAGAUGGGCGGUCACAUGACGGGAUCGGGAAGCGGGAGCUAUCAGGGAGGGGAGAGGGUGCACAUUCAGUCGCGGCCCCUCCCCUCUCCGCCAAAGUUUACAGCUGCAGAGGAAGAGGAAGGUGUGGACCGGCAGUAUGAGACCACAGAGGAAGGCUGGAUGGAGGACUACGACUACGUACAUUUACAGGGAAAAGAGGAGUUUGAGAAGAACCAAAGACAGCUGCUGGAGAAAGGCAACAUCAUCAGACACAAGACGCAACUGGAGCAGGAACAGCUCAAACAGUUUGAGCGGCUCGAGAAGGAAGUCAGCCGGCCGAUCAACAACGACAUGACGGGCUGGGUCCCGUCCUCGCACCACCCUCCAGGCCACCAGCAGGCCCAGAACGGCUCCGGGGCCCCCCCUUGCGCCAAGCUGUGCCACGGUGACCGGCAGCUCCUCCUCUUCUACCAGGAGCAGUGCGAGCGGAACGUCACCGCGGUGACCAACGCCAUCGACGCCUUCUUCACCGCCGUCAACGCCAACCAGCCGCCCAAGAUCUUCGUGGCGCACAGCAAGUUCGUCAUCCUCAGCGCGCACAAGCUGGUGUUCAUCGGCGACACGCUGUCGCGCCAGGCCAAGUCGCCCGACGCGAGGGGGCGCGUGGCCCAGACCAGCAACGCCCUCUGCGAAAAGCUCAAGGACAUCGUGGUCAGCACCAAGACGGCGGCGCUCCAGUAUCCUUCCCCCGGAGCGGCCCGGGAGAUGACUGAGAGGGUGAGGGAGCUGGCAGGGUGCACGCAGCAGUUCAGGGUGGUGCUGGGACAGCUGCUGGUCAUGUAGGGCUGGGGGGGGGGAACCAGACAGUGACACAAACUGAGACGACCCAGGAGCACAGGGGGGCAGUGAAGCCCUGCAAGAAACCCUGUACACCCUUCCAGUGUGAGGUUGGAGACCCCCCACCCCCGACACACCUUACACACACUGGGACCGUCUCUCUCUCGUCCCCCCUCUCUUCCACGUGCUUUUUAUUCUCGAUGAACGAAAAGGAACGUUUUAUCUUCAGCGGGCUGGGCCAAUGGUUGUAAAGUAAUCACUGUAAAUAUUUAAGUUACUUAUUUAGUCAGAAAACCUGAAAGACAAAAAGACUUAAAA
Molecule: messenger RNA, 3601 nt
Organism: Cyclopterus lumpus (lumpfish)
Lineage: Eukaryota; Metazoa; Chordata; Actinopteri; Perciformes; Cyclopteridae
Gene: bcar1
Product: BCAR1 scaffold protein, Cas family member
Exons: 8
Coding region: 431-3289 (952 amino acids)
Biological process (GO): cell migration; cell surface receptor protein tyrosine kinase signaling pathway
Cellular component (GO): focal adhesion; cytoplasm; plasma membrane
Molecular function (GO): protein binding
Source: RefSeq, a predicted model, not a curated record